This is a messenger RNA of Phragmites australis (common reed), 1132 nucleotides long. RefSeq names its product heavy metal-associated isoprenylated plant protein 6-like. Gene Ontology annotation, molecular function: metal ion binding. The transcript is spliced from 3 exons. The coding region runs from base 74 to 811 and encodes 245 amino acids. NCBI's taxonomy places the organism in Eukaryota, Viridiplantae, Streptophyta, Magnoliopsida, Poales, Poaceae. The record is from RefSeq and is a predicted model, not a curated record.
GGUCUUAGGAGUUGUCCAUUAGGACUUGCAGCUUCCAACCCCAACCCAACUCUCCAAUUCAAAAACUUAAACAAUGACUACAGAAUCAGAGACACCGCGGAUAACGGAGCUCCAUGUAAGGAUGGACUGCAAUGGCUGCGAGCACAAGAUCAGGAAGACCCUGCGUGCCAUUGAGGAAUGUAAACGACAUCUUAAAGUAGUUAUGGAAUGGCUUUGUGAAGGUGUUAGCGAAGUAUAUAUAGAUCAAGCUAACCACAAGAUCACAGUGGUGGGAAUCGCCGAUCCUGAGAGGAUUGUCAAGGCCAUCAGGAAGACCAAGAGGGUGCCCACCAUCUGCUCACACACCGAUCCCGCGGCCGAGGCUCAGCCUCCACCCGCCGAAGGGGAGGCUCCACCUCCCGCCGACCCGCCAGCGGACGCGCCUCCGCCAGCUGAAGCGGCACCGGCGGAGCCCGCACCGGAGAACAAAGAGGCGCCACCCGCCGAGACCCCAGCCACCGACGCCACCGUGAUACACAUGGUGCAUGACUACCCUUACGACCACGGCCACCAUCUGUACAGGGAGCACUGGGCGAACCACCCCGUCGACAUGCACGGCGUCAGAUACGACGCUGCACCUUACCAUGUGACGCACAGCUACAGUCACCACCGGCCGAGCCCUUACGUAGCCGAGUACGGGUACGGGGGCUCUCCUGUCCAAGAAGGCAGGUACUACAGCCAUGACUACUACCCAACCAGGGGCAAAGGAGAUGGCAGCCAGAUCACCUCCAUGUUCAGCGAUGAGAAUCCAAACGCAUGCAGCAUAGCCUGAGAUCAAGAGGCGAUCUGAUGCCAAAGAAGGUUGCAAAAUGCGGAGACAGGUAAUGCUUUUGGCAUAUGUAAUAGGGCUUGUGUUUAGUGGUAAGAUUUGAAUGUGGGGUUUGUGUGAUGUAGUAAGAGGGAGAGUAAGGUAAUGGAAGAUGAAUAAUAAGAUGCUUAGCUUUUAGUGGGAGAUGAUUUUCCUGGCAAUCACCACCAUUUUGUAUUUUCGCUACCCCUUCCAUGCUCCUCCAUCUGAGAUAAUCUGAUAAAGUUGUGGUCCUGUAUGUGGUAAAAGGAAGUGGGGCACAGGUGGUCCACUGUUUCAUAACCA